Molecule: messenger RNA, 3710 nt
Organism: Saccostrea echinata
Lineage: Eukaryota; Metazoa; Mollusca; Bivalvia; Ostreida; Ostreidae
Product: CUGBP Elav-like family member 3-B
Exons: 13
Coding region: 29-1561 (510 amino acids)
Biological process (GO): regulation of alternative mRNA splicing, via spliceosome; mRNA splice site recognition
Cellular component (GO): cytoplasm; ribonucleoprotein complex; nucleus
Molecular function (GO): mRNA binding
Source: RefSeq, a predicted model, not a curated record
UAUAUGUUGUGUGCUGUCGUGAACUUAAAUGGCGAUGACUGCUCUUGUUGGUGGAGUAGUGACAGACCAAUUGAUUCAUCGUCCUCACCCGCCCCUCGGGCAAACUAUCCCCACUUCACAGCUACCCGCUCAACUGCCUUUACCCAACGGAAGUAUUCCAGCACAUAUACAUGCAGGAGUCGGGCCCGGGUCCGGAUUAUCCUUCAAGAAUCAUGACACGGUGAAACUUUUUGUGGGACAAAUACCACGCACGCUAGAGGAGAAAGAGUUGCGCCCUAUUUUUGAGGAGUUUGGACAAAUCUAUGAAUUGACAGUGCUUAAGGACCGGUUUACUGGUAUGCAUAAAGGAUGUGCCUUUUUGACUUACUGUCACAAAGAGAGCGCCCUCAAAGCCCAGCAGGCUUUACACGAACAGAAAACCUUACCAGGGAUGAAUCGCCCAAUCCAGGUCAAACCUGCUGACAGUGAAAACAGAGCGGAAGACAGAAAACUUUUUGUGGGCAUGCUCAACAAGCAACAAUCAGAAGAUGACGUCAGACAAUUGUUCCAGCCAUUCGGAAAUAUAGAGGAAUGUACAAUACUACGGGACCAAAAUGGAAACAGCAAAGGUUGUGCUUUUGUUAAAUACUCCGGUCACAACGAGGCCCAGUCGGCCAUCAACGCUUUACAUGGAAGUCAAACAAUGCCGGGCGCGUCUUCUAGUCUUGUUGUGAAGUUUGCGGACACGGAGAAAGAACGACAACUCCGUAGAAUGCAGCAGAUGGCUGGUCCACUGGGGCUGCUUAAUCCCUUUGCCAUUUCUCAAAUCGGUGCAUAUGGAGCUUAUGCCCAGCAACAAGCCGCUUUGAUGGCUGCUGCUGCGACCCAGGGAACUUACCUGACAAGUCCUGUCACUACAUUGGCUCACAUUCCACAGGUCGGCGCCUUAGCCACGCCCAACGGCAUCACAACAGGCGCACUAACACCUACCACAGCCACAUUAGCCAACGGUACCACAGGUAUAAACGGAGCGCCCCCUAGCGUGUUGUCCCCGACUGCUUUGGCAGGCUUUCAGAUUCCACAGCAUAAUGGCCAGACACCGGAAAUCUAUGCCGCUAAUGGUAUCCCUCACUAUCCUGGGGAAUGCCAAGUUGUGGAACUAGCACAAGCUGUCACAAACGGAGAUCCAUUACAAGCAUACGCAAGCAUGCAACCAUAUGCUGGGAUAGCCUACCCAGCAUACGGGGUACAGCAAGCGUUGUCUCAGCAUACUACGAUCUUACCAGCUCAGAAAGAAGUUGUAUUUACAGGCCCAGAGGGCUGCAAUCUCUUCAUCUAUCAUCUACCACAAGAGUUCGGAGACGCCGAGCUUGCGCAGAUGUUCAUGCCGUUCGGAACAGUUAUUAGUGCUAAGGUGUACGUGGAUAGGGCAACCAAUCAGAGCAAGUGCUUUGGAUUUGUCAGUUUUGACAACCCUACAAGCGCCCAGGCGGCUAUCCAAGCUAUGAAUGGCUUCCAGAUUGGGAUGAAGCGUCUCAAAGUUCAGCUAAAGCGCCCGAAAGACCAGAAUCGGCCAUACUAAAGCCACCAGUGCUCCACUCAUAUAGAAGCUAGGAACACAGAGUUUGAAAUACCAACAGAGACCAAGGGACGUAACUCUGACGAAACAGGGUAUCAAAGGGAGACCACCCUUACAUACAUGUCUGUAAAUAAAUUUCACAACAAAAUUUUUAUUUUCUUAAAGAGAACGUUUUCCCACCGAUUUUGUAAAUAAAUAGAUGUUGUUUGGAAGGACUUAAAAACUGGCGAGAGGUUAUUCACACGGUAUACAGAGGACUUCAAACGAUAUUUCCCCACCUUGCUUACUUAUGAUAUUUUAUUAUAAAUAUUAGUUUAGUUACAUUGAAAUGUUUAUGAUAUAUAUUACAUGUUAUAUAUUUAUUAUAUUUAAAACAAUGUAUUAUAUUUGCCCCCAUAUAAAACAGCCAGCAAGUUUUGGUGGAUUUUAUUUCGCUGGUAAACAUUCCAUUUUUUAAGAACAAAUGACUCCACGAGAUGCCAUUGAUGUAAUUUCGACAGCAUUUAAAUGACAUUUUAUGUGUUAAAGGUGUAAUUUUUACAACAGAAUAUUUUCAAAUCAAAUUUUUGUAUAUUAUCAUAUAUUAUAUACGUAUCACUUCAUAUUUACUGGAGGCGGCCGCUCAUUGGAUGUUGUGUUUGGUUGCCAUGGACACCCUAGUUGUUGUCGGGUUAUUAUUGUAUUCACGGUAGUGAUGUGAUAGAAUAAACAGUUAAUUCUUAAAUUUUUGUGUAAUCCUAGUGACAAAUUAAAUGUUGUUUUUAUUUUUAAGAUCAGUGUGAAUUGUAUUUAAGUAAGUACCAUUUUUUUCUUUUUAGUGAAUUCUUGGUUGUUUUAUAUGGAGGAGAUAUGGGCAUUGUUUACUUGUAUAUAACUUUGAACAAAAUGCAUUCCUGGUCAUUAUUUACAUCCAAUAUCCUGUCAUUGUAUCAUGUUGUGCCCUGGUCAGCCUCGUUUUCACACCGGGCAGGGAUCAAAGUUCACAUUGUUGUUCAUCGUCUAAUGAAAUACCUUGUUACUUAAUCUAAGACUGGAUCGGCUUGGAUGUUAUUUUUAGAUUUGUUGACUGGCACCUGUUUUUAUCAAUGAACAGAUAGUUUGUUACUUAUUACUGAUACAAAAGUCGUAUUUAUUUAUUUAUUUAUAUUUAUUUGUUUAAAUAUCAUCAGACAUUUUGUAAAUAGCUAGUUUAGAUUCAUCAGGAAUCUCACUAAAUUCCCUCGAUAUAAUUUAUCUAUAUAUAUGUGUUCCCUUUGCGUAACAUGACAUAUACAUUUUUUUUUUGUUUUUUGUUGAUUAUUUAUGGCUGUACAGUAUCGAAGAACAGCCUGUAGAUAGAUUUUAACAGGCAGAUUACAGCAAUUGGUUGUAUAUUUAGUUGGGUUGUAUAUUGUCUCAAACGAUCACAGAUGGUGAAUUUUGAUGUUUUUUUAAUGAUAUGAAAAAUCCAAGAAAGUGCAAUAUCUUGAUGUAUUAUAGAUGAAAUCUCUAGUCAGUCAUUGUUUUUCACCUGAGACUAGUGUUUGGUUUAUUUUUGUUUGGUCUUGUCUGUAUAAGACAUGUGAUGGAGUACUUAAUGUUAGUCGUUUUCUCAUCAAAUCUCGGGUGAUCAAUGCAGUUUUGAAAAUUUUUAUUAUUGGUGCAAUCGUGUUAAUAUGGGGGAAAUAGCAUUUUACUCGUGAAACUAAUGCAUAAUUGUGACACUUUUGUCUCUUUUAUUUUGCAAAUAUAAUUGGAGGACCUAUAAAUCUCAGUGAAAGUGACGGUAGAGACAUCCCUCGUGUGCAGAGCAAGUAGCUCCGGGCCUUUGAGGUCUAGUUGACCAGGGAUGUCUCGCCUCCUUCACCAUUGUACACUCUUUUGUUUCAUUAGAACAGACUUUUACACUUUCUUUCUCUCCUGUAGAUUUUUUUUUCUCUCUACGUUAUGUAUACGUCUUUUUGAAUUACUGUUUGAUAUUUACCGGAAGAGAAAUAUCUUUUUUUUUAUGAAGGAAGUAUUCCUUUAUUUAUUAGUUAAUUUGACUAUUUUGUAGCUAACUGAGCAGUCAGAAUAAUCAUGACCUAGCAUGGUUCAUUAGUCACCUAGUUAGACAUCAUACUUAGCUAAACAUGUAAAAAGAAGCGAUACAAUAAAAUAUUGAAUCACAUUA